This is a messenger RNA of Phascolarctos cinereus (koala), 3508 nucleotides long. RefSeq names its product adrenoceptor beta 3 (gene ADRB3). Gene Ontology annotation, cellular component: plasma membrane. Gene Ontology annotation, biological process: norepinephrine-epinephrine-mediated vasodilation involved in regulation of systemic arterial blood pressure; adenylate cyclase-activating adrenergic receptor signaling pathway; positive regulation of MAPK cascade. The record is from RefSeq and is a predicted model, not a curated record. Gene Ontology annotation, molecular function: beta3-adrenergic receptor activity; epinephrine binding. Lineage: Eukaryota; Metazoa; Chordata; Mammalia; Diprotodontia; Phascolarctidae.
UUGCUUUCAAGGAGCUCAUUGUCUAAUGAGGGAGAUAAUACUCAAACAACUAUAUACAAAUAAGCUAUAUACAAAUUAACUUGGAGAUAACUAACAAAAUGAAAGCACUAGAAUUAUGGGAAGUAUCCAGAAAGUCUGCCUAUAGAAGAAGGGAGUGGAUUCCAGGCAUGAAGUAAAAAUGCCCUGAGUCUGGAGAUGGACUGUCUUGUUCCAGGAACAGCAAGGAGCCCAGGGUCACUGGAUCUCAAAGUAUCUGAGGGGUGGAGGAGGUUUACGGUGUAAGAACACGUGAAAGAUAGGAGGAGGGCAGAUUAUAAAGGGCUUUGAUAAACAAAGGAUUUUAGAUUUGAUCCUGAAAUGAUAAGAGCCACUGUUAUUUAUUUAGUGUGAGGAUGACAUGGUCAGACCUGAGCUUUAGAAAGGUUACUUUGGUGGCUGAAUGGAGGGUACCCUGGAGUGGGAAGAGAAUUGUGGCUGGUAUACUCUUGCAAACAGUGCUAAAUCCUAAUAUAAAUGUAACCAUUUCCAAAUACAACCAGAAACUUCUCCCUAGGAGUGCAGGAGGAAAAGAGAGAAUAGAAAAACGUUUUUCUUUUUCUUUUUCUUUUUUUUUAAGUAAAAAGGAUGAGAAAGAAAAACCAAUAAGCAAAGCCUCAUGUUGCUUCACCUUUGAAAUGCUGUUCAGAAUAGAGGCCUGAUAGAGGAGAAAGGGUGACAACCCUCUCCUCUAUCUAAAUUAAAGAACCCCAGAGAGGGUCAUCCAAAUAAACCAGAGGUUACUGGAGAUUCUUGGGCCUGAUUUAUCCCUUGACUUCUUUCUUAGGAAGGAAAGUCUCCUCACUAAGAUUCUGGUUCUUUCUUUACCUCUUUCCUGAUGAGAGGGAUUCCAAAUUUCCCCCUGGAGCUCAAGCCUUUGCUGGUAUAUGGAAGCAGCACAAAGUUGGGGUUGGAAAGGGAACAGGAUAGACAAAUAUAGGGUCAAUUACUCCAGAUUUGGCAAACGCAAAAAAAGCAAGCAUCCAUCCUUCCUCCUCCUCUUUGUCUCGUCCCCUCUCUCUCAUCUCCCCUUUUCUCCCUCCCUAUCUCCACCCCUCUAUUCCCCUCCUGGGAGUACUGGCUGCUGCCCCUUUAAGGGCUGCCACUCCUCCCAGAAGUGGUGGCACCCGGGGGGGUGGGGUUGGGGGGGGGAAGGCCGAGAGCGUUCCUGGACCCAGUCAGGCGGGGAAGAUGGCUCAGGCCCGGGGAGCCGCUCCCACGCCCUGCCACCUCCUCCCCUGAGCUGGGUGAACCCGGCAAUCCCCUCUCCCUCUUUCCCUCCCCUGUGCCUCAGUCGGGGAUGGCUCCGUGGCCCCAUGAGAACAGUUCUUUGCCCGAGUGGCUAGACCACCCAACGGUGGCGUCCGCCGUCACCAACACUAGUGGGCUGUCCGCGGCACCGUGGGCCGCAGCAGUGGCGGGGGCGCUUUUGGCUUUGGCUGUAUUAGCGACUGUGGGAGGCAAUCUGCUAGUCAUCGUGGCCAUCGCCAGGACCCCACGGCUCCAGACCAUGACAAACGUGUUCGUGACUUCACUGGCGGCUGCUGACCUGGUGGUGGGGCUCCUAGUGGUGCCCCCGGGGGCCACCUUGGCGUUGACGGGACAGUGGCCAUUCGGCGCCAUGGUUUGCGAGCUCUGGACUUCUAUUGACGUGCUGUGUGUGACCGCCAGCAUUGAGACUCUUUGCGCCCUAGCCGUGGACCGCUACCUGGCAGUGACCAAUCCACUACGCUAUGGCGCCUUGGUCACUAAGCCCCGUGCCAGAACAGCUGUUGUCUUGGUGUGGGUCGUGUCCACUGCAGUGUCUUUUGCACCCAUCAUGAGCCAGUGGUGGCGCGUAGGAGCUGACGCCGAGGCACAGAGUUGUCACUCCAAUCCGUUCUGCUGCACCUUCGCCUCCAAUUUGCCAUACGCUCUGCUCUCCUCCACUGUCUCCUUCUACCUUCCCCUGCUCGUCAUGCUCUUUGUCUACGCACGGGUCUUUGCUGUGGCUACUCGCCAGUUGCGCCAGCUGCGUCGGGAGCUUGGUCGCUUCCCUCCAGAAGAGCCCCCUCCUUCCCCAUUGCCUACUUCCCAAGAAAGACCCUGCGCCCCUCCUGCGGGAGUCCAGUCCGGCGGCCGCCGACCAGCACGCCUGCUGCCCCUUAAGGAGCACCGAGCCCUGCGUACCCUGGGUCUCAUCAUGGGCACCUUCACCCUCUGUUGGCUGCCCUUCUUUGUGGCCAAUGUGGUGCGCGCCCUCGGGGGGCCUGCGCUGGUUCCCAGUUCGGCAUUCCUUGCCCUCAACUGGCUUGGCUAUGCCAACUCUACCUUCAACCCACUGAUAUACUGCCGCAGCCCUGACUUUCGCAGCGCCUUUCGCCGACUGCUGUGCCGCUGCGACCGCCGCCUGUACGCUCGGCCGCGCUCACCAUGUCCCCGUCGUUGCCUACCCCGAACUCCCGAAGACUCCCCAGAUCCAACCGCUGGAGUCGCGGGCUCUGUCAAAGCUGCCCAGAGUCAGGGGAUAGAAGAUGGGAACGAAGCCGUGGGGCAAGGCAGCAGGGGACGCUCUCUGUGGGAGGGACAGCGGGAGGUAACACAGAUUGCACAAUGCCCACAGCUUGAGGGACGCAAGAUGUCUAUGCCUUUCAGGACUUCCAGGAGUUCCUUGCCUUGGGUUGCAGCUGACAGAAGCGACAGUCUCAUUGACCCAGACCUGUUGGAACAACCUGGGAACUUACUCAGACUGUGUCCAGAGAUGGGGGUCUCCCAGCCAAACCCUCUGUGGAGUGGUGAGACUGUCAGAGCUAUGCUCUUGCCUUCCACCCUGUGCCCUCCAGGACCAGUGGUCUGUUACUGUGAUAAGGAGCUAAGGAGCCUGUUGGUUGAGAGCAAGUAGACCGAGAUCUUCCUAGCUUCUUCCAGAUGCUGUUAUGGAGAAAAUGGAGUCAGCUUCCAAAGCACUGGGCUAAAUGGAAUAACCUGUCACUACCUCAGCAAGUGGGUGUAUCCUUUCAGCCUGCCCUCGUUAGUCCCAGGAGCAGGAGGGAUAAGCAAUGUCUAGGGGGCAUCCCAUCUUUCUCACGUUGGUGCUGCAUGAAGAGGUCUCAGGGCAAAGAGAGCAUCCCUGUUCCACUCCUUCAGUUUCCUAGAUCGGGGGAUGAUGGGGCAACUAAGAGAACCUUUUGCAGUUUUCAAGCCUUUAGGAAUAUCCCUAGAUGCUGCUGGCCAGUGGUAAGAGUAGGGGAUAGGAGAAAUCCAGAAGUCUGAAUUUUGUUCCUAGCUUCCUCAUUUCACCACUAAGCCUCAUUUAUCCUCAUUUUUUUGGGAGAGAAAAGCUCAUAUCUACCUCACAAUACCGUCAGAGGGACUCUAUUAUUUUGUGUGGGUGGGGGGAGAGGGUAUCCCCUUGAAAGUUUCUAUAAACUCCUGGUGUUUAUAGAGGUAAAACUAUUCUUUUGUUUUAAAAUCAAAUCAAUAAAUGUCAGCG